AUGAGGCUGCUCACCUGGCUGAUUUUCCUGGCCCACUGGGGAGGUGCCAGGGCUGAACCAGGGAAGUUCUGGCAUAUCACUGACCUGCACCUUGACCCUGACCACAAGGUACCCAAAUACCCCUUCCAGGUGUGCCCAUCAACUGGAUUCCAGUCAGUGCCCAACGCAGGCCCCUGGGGUGACUACCUCUGUGAUUCUCCCUGGGCCCUCAUCAGCUCCUCCAUCUAUGCCAUGAAGGAGAUUGAGCCAGAGCCAGACUUCAUUCUCUGGACUGGUGAUGACAUGCCUCACGUGCCCGAUGAGAAACUUGGAGAGGCAGCUGUACUGGAAAUUGUGAAAUGCCUGACCAAGCUCAUCAGAGAGGUCUUUCUAGAUACUAAAGUCUAUGCUGCUUUGGGAAAUCAUGACUUUCACCCCAAAAACCAGUUCCCAGCUGGAAUUAACAAGAUCGACAAUCAGAUAGCAAAACUAUGGAAAUCCUGGCUUAGUAACGAGUCCAUUGCUCUCUUCAAAAAAGGUGCCUUCUACUCUGAGAAGCUGCCAGGUCCCAGCAGGGCUGGGCAAAUUGUGGUGCUCAACACCAAUCUGUACUACAGCAAUGAGCUGACAGCAGACAUGGUGGACCCUGGCCAGCAAUUCCAGUGGCUGGAAGACGUGCUGACCAAUGCCUCCAAAGCUGGGGACAUGGUGUACAUUGUUGGCCACGUGCCCCCAGGGUUCUUUGAGAAGACACAAAACAAGGCAUGGUUCCAGGAGGGCUUCAACGAAAAAUACCUGACGGUGCUCUGGAAGCAUGGUCGCGCCAUAGCAGGGCAGUUCUUCAGGCACCACCACACGGACAGCUUUCGGAUGCUCUAUGAUGACGCAGGUGCCCCCAUAAGCGCCAUGUUCAUCACACCUGGAGUCACCCCAUGGAAAACCACAUUACCCGGCGUGAUCAAUGGGGCUAACAAUCCAGUCAUCCGGGUGUUUGAAUAUGACUGAGCCACACUGAGCCUGAAGGACAUGGCGACCUACUUCAUGAACCUGAGCCAGGCGAAUGCUCAGGGGAUGCGGUGCUGGGAGCUCGAGUACCAGCUGACUAAAGCCUACUGGGUUCCCCACGCCAGUGCCCACUCUCUGCAGGCAGUGUUGGACCGCAUCACUGGUGACCAGGGCGCACUACAGCACUACUACGUUUAUAACUCAGUCAGCUACUAUGCUGGGGUCUGCGACGAGCAGCACGUGUGUGCCAUGCGCCAGGUGGACGUUGCCUCCUACACCACCUGUCUGUAUACCUCUGGGACCACACCCGCGCCGCAGCUCCGGCUGCUGCUGAUGGCCCUGCUGGGCCUGUGCACGCUCGUGCUGUGA
Molecule: messenger RNA, 1353 nt
Organism: Piliocolobus tephrosceles (Ugandan red Colobus)
Lineage: Eukaryota; Metazoa; Chordata; Mammalia; Primates; Cercopithecidae
Gene: SMPDL3B
Product: sphingomyelin phosphodiesterase acid like 3B
Biological process (GO): sphingomyelin catabolic process
Molecular function (GO): sphingomyelin phosphodiesterase activity
Source: RefSeq, a predicted model, not a curated record